UUCAGGAAAUCCAGUCCCAUUUGACAUUUCCAUUUAUCAACGUUUUUCUUUCUUCAAUGCAAUUAGAAUUUUAAGAUAUCGUCAAGAAAGUUAUGUUGAAAUGCUUAACGACAUUACUUAAUAACAGUUUAGAGUCUAAUGUCAGUGCUACUGCCUUUAGUUAUGUUUAUUCUGCAGACUAUCAACACUUGAACAAAUCCUGCAAACUAGUUAUACAUGUAAAAAGUUGAAAUGUUCACAAUUAAACGACACACUUUUUUGUAUGGUCUUCCACAUGUUCAAUGGAAUUAAUCAUUGAAGUUUGAAUGAUCACUGUUAUCUGGGUAUAUUGUUGUAUUGCUAAAAAUGUCUUCAUUCUUGUUCAUCGUCUUGACACCAAAUUCUGAAGAUGUACUAGUAACAUGCGGAAAAAAGAAAACAGCCAAGGAUGAUGAGACUGAGUCCAAAGAUGAUCCAAAAGUCAAAGAAGAAACAGAAGAGAAAACAGAAAAUGAAAAUGAGGAUGCUGCUGGUGAAAAUGAACAAAAACUUGAUGGAGAUGUAAACGGAAAUGAACAGAAGGAUGGAGACGGUAAAACUGACGAUAAAAUUGAUGAUAGUUUGAAAGAAAAUGAAGUGAUUGAAACUGGGUCAGUUGGUUCAGAGGUGAUUGAUGAAGGGACAAAUGUAGACCUCGCAGAGGUCAAAGUUCGUGUAGAUGAUGGAGAAGAUAACACUGAAAGCAGUAAAGAAGCCUCUAGUGAUGAAAGUGAAGCAGACGAGAAACAAGUUGGCCGCUUCCUUGUGAAAGUGACUGAAGACAAGUCAGACAAUGAAGAAGGAGGGAAUGUUGGAGAGGACACUACAAGGUCUACUUCCAGCAUGACGAGAUCUGUCAGCUCAAAUAGGUCCCUCAGCCCACUUAAGGCGGUUGGUUCCAAUCGGUCCAUGGAAAAGAUUGCAAUGGAGACAAAGAUCAGUACAGCCGAAGUUUCGGAGGAGACACCGACAGGGGAGAAUACUUUGACUGAGGUGGAGUCUGGGGAGUUAACUCCACUUGUCAUUUUAGAAAUGCCACUUUAUAAGAAGGUGGAUGAGAUGUUGGAGUCAUUUGGAAUCACAACAAUAGACAGGGAGGUGAUAGGAAACAGCAAAUACAGAAAGUUCUCAUUCAUCCUGGAUGACAGUCAGAUGUGUGAGAAGGUGCUAAACAAGCUGGGAACACUCGGUGUCGGCUCUGUCAAGGACUCAUCAUUCAGUGUGUUUCCGUCCAGCCUAUACAAUGGCUACAAGCCUCGUGAAAAUGAGGAGGAUGAGGAGAAUGGAGGAGGGGUGUCCACCAAUGCAGAUCUACUGGCAACAGCACGUAGGUUGCGGAAACAGGAGAGCUCGUCCAGGGAAGUUUUCAUGAAAUCCAUCAAGUCAAGACUUGUUGUACAACAGGUUGUGAACACAGUAACAGCGAACGCCCAGUUCACCUUUGAUUACUUGCUACUCAUUAUUCUUGCCAGUCUGAUAUCAUGUAUGGGCCUGGUAGAGAGCAGCUCUGUUGUUUUAGUUGCCAGCAUGCUUAUAUCACCACUUAUGGGACCAAUCCUUGCCACAACAUUUGGUCAGGUGAUACAGAACCACGGGCUCAGAAAUCUCGGGCUCAAGUCAGAACUGAGCGGCCUGCUCAUAUGUAUUUUUGUUGGUUUUGUGUUUGGGCUAGUGACAGGAAGUUUUGGUCUGAAAGGGGCAGUUUGGGGCAGCACCGACCAGUGGCCUACACAGGAGAUGGCCAGCAGGGGAGAGUUGAGAGCCCUGUGGGUAGGAAUGCUGAUAGCAGUGCCAUCAGGAGCAGGUGUGGCCCUCUCUGUGCUUGGUGGGAACGCCGGGUCCCUGGUGGGCGUGGCAAUAUCUGCCUCCCUUCUACCCCCGGCCUGCAAUGCUGGAAUGUUGUGGGCAUAUUCAUUCCUUGCAGCCAUCAGUCCACCAGAAAUUGUCCAGACUGCCACUACACUACUCACUACGGCCAUGCCUUUAACAACUGCAAUGAUUGACAACAUCACAAUAACAAUAGCAACCAACACCACCAUCAGCACCACAGCUCCUACAGCCACCAACCCGACCCACUUGGCCUCGGAGGGCACAUGCCUUGCCCUGGUAAACAAUGCGUACGUGCCGGUGUACAGUUGCUCGGUUCCCCGGGAGGCGGCAAUGCUGGGAGCCAUUAGUCUUCUCCUCACCAUCCUCAAUAUACUUUGCAUCAUUGCGAUGGGUGUUCUCGUACUUCGGAUCAAGGAGGUUGCCCCAGAGACAGCAGGCCCUAUCAAGUCUUUCUUCUCAGAGGAUAUACAUGUUGCGAGGUCGUACAACACCACCCAGAAGGGUGUGACAGGAAAUACACUUGGUAAGCAGCUUCUGUCAGAGUGGAGCCUGUACAAGGAGCAGCAGGCCCAAUCAGACCAGGACGGCUUGAGCAAGGAGAUCGGGGUCGUGGAGUUUGUCAACCAAAUAAAGGACAUAGAGAUGUCCCCAUACACCCAGCAUCUCCUCUCCAAUCUGCCCAACCGUUCAUCCUGGGCUGUGCACAAUGAACUCAGUCCGGAGUAUGAUAUGGCUGUCAACCGUUUGAACGAACAGCUAUCCAAGCACCCCUCAGUCUAUCUCGCAGAUGCAUCAGUGACCGACCAGCGGAUCAAACAGGCUUAUAACACCAUACACCACAUUCCAGGACAGCAAAACUCCAUGGGGGCUGAGUUUAGGAGACAUCUGAAGCAACGAAGUUCUGCACGGAAUAUGAGGCCUGUAUCAACAGUUUUGGAGACGGUAUCUGAAACGUCCCUGAACUCCAAUAAGAAUGAGCAGCCAUCUGUAGCUCCAACUGCUGCCUCUGGAAGAAAUCUUCUCAACUUUACGAGUAACAAACUGUUCAAACGUAGGAAGCCUCGCGUUCAAUUCAAGGAAGGAGAAUCUGACUCCUUGGUUUGAGCUAUAUGUUAUAACUUAUACUGGGUUGCGGACAAAAGUGCACUUUCAGUUCUGCUGUGUUUUGGGGUUAUUUUCUGUUAAUGUUUUUAGCAUUUAUUCAUUACAAGACUACUUUAUGUGUUAAUAGUUUUCAUUGGUUCAUUUUAAACUUAUUUCUAACAUGUAAAAUAAUAAAUUUAAUAGAUCUAUAAUCUACAUAAAUAUAUUUUUUUAACAAAAUUUGUUUUCUUUUAUAUGAAGAUGUCAUACCCA
Mya arenaria is the source of this 3204-nucleotide messenger RNA. RefSeq lists its product as uncharacterized. The record is from RefSeq and is a predicted model, not a curated record. The transcript has 19 exons. NCBI's taxonomy places the organism in Eukaryota, Metazoa, Mollusca, Bivalvia, Myida, Myidae. Bases 346 to 2952 code for a protein of 868 amino acids.